UCGCUUACUUUACGUUCUUAAUUUAGUGGCGGAAAAGUUGGAUCGUGGGAGCUUUUUCUGCCGCUGUUGACGCCGACUGCGCAAGAUUCGAGACCAUACUAUUAUCUUUUGCGGUGAAUAAAGACGGCGGUAUCGGGAUUUCUUGAAAUGAAGCCCGGAGACAGCCAGCUGGUCGAAGCUGUUCGUAAGCGGGAGGCACUUUGGAAUGUGCGGCAGGCAGCAUAUCACCAGCGCAAGCACAAGCUGCGGCUAUGGGCGGAGGUGGCGGCAGAGACCGGACGAAAUGUUGCUGAUGUAAAGUCAAGAUGGAAGUCCAUCCGGGACUAUUUUAUGAAGUGUCGGCAGGCCCCGCCGAGCGGCUCUGCUGCCAGCUCGACCACCGACGGCGCCACGCAGAGGGAGCUGAGUUUCCUCAAUGAUUCUGUCAAGCCAAAGCCCGUGACAACAAACCUGACGGCGCCACAUGCUGAUCCUGAUCCCUUAUCGCUUGUAGAGGAUCCUCACUUGGAGAACCCUGACAUAGAAGAAGAACACUCUGGUGAUCCAUGGCUCGUAUUCUCGGAAGUGGACGACGAGUGGGAGCAGGACUCCGCACCCCGCGCGCCGCCUGCUGGCCCGCAGAGGGCCUCUACACCUCGGGAGCCAUCUGCUGAUCGCCCGCAGCAGGCCUCGGCACCCCGCACGCCGCCUGCUGAUCGCGCGCAGGAGGCAUCUGCUCCUCGGGAGCCGACCGCUGACCGACCAGAGCAGGGCGAAGUCCAGCCCCAGAGGCCUCGCCGGCGUGCCCGUCGGGUGGCUGCCGACGAAGGGACCAGGGAGAUCCUGCAGCGGGCGAUUGAGCAGGUGCAGCAAGCCGUCGAGAGGCUAGAGGACGAUGAUGCCAUCUUUGGACAUUUGGUGGGUCAGGAUAUCAGGCAAGUGGCAACUAGAAAGAAGUCCCUUCUUAAAAUCCAAAUCAUGCAGCUGAUCCACGCUGCGGCAUAUGAGGAAUGAUAUCCAGUCCUGCAACAGCUACAGGGCCCGGCAUUUGUUUUGCUUUAAAUCAAUGCUGUUUUUAAUGUGUUAUAGAAUCGCUAGGCUUAUGUUUGAUAAUGUUAGCAAGCGCUUUUCUCAGG
Molecule: messenger RNA, 1115 nt
Organism: Amphibalanus amphitrite
Lineage: Eukaryota; Metazoa; Arthropoda; Thecostraca; Balanomorpha; Balanidae
Exons: 6
Coding region: 148-993 (281 amino acids)
Biological process (GO): regulation of transcription by RNA polymerase II
Cellular component (GO): nucleus; transcription regulator complex
Source: RefSeq, a predicted model, not a curated record